AUGCGUGGCUUCAUAGUAGCGUCGAUCUUGUGGGUUGGAUUCGUGUCCGCCUACCCGCAGCAGGCGGUUGAUCCUGCGUACCUUCGCCAGUACUAUCAGCAGAUUGCGCAGGCUGCCGGAGCACAGAAUGCGGCUCAGGGACGUGCCGAUGCCACGCCAAUCUACGAGCAGGGUGCCCAGGAGCAGCAGCACAUCCCACAGUAUCUGCCACAGGCGCAACAGGCUCAGCGACCCCAGUACCAGCAGCCUCAGGCCAGACAGUACCAGGCUCAGCCUCAAUACCAGCCGCAACAGAUCCAGUACGUCCAAGAGCAGCAGUACCAGCAGCCGCAGCCGCAGCUGAAGGUGUCCAAACCACGGCCCCAGCAGUUCCACCAGGGAGGUCAAAGACAGCAGGAGGAAGAAGACAAGGAGGACUAUGAUCCAAAUCCUUCGUACCAGUUCGGUUUCGACGUAAAGGAUGACGAGUUCACCAACUACCAGAACCGCAAGGAAACGCGCGACGGAAACGUAAUCAAGGGCAGCUACUCGGUCGUCGACUCCGAUGGCUUCAUCCGAACCGUCACCUACACCGCCGACCCGAAGGAGGGCUUUAAGGCCGAGGUCAGCCGCCAGCCGACGGACAUCGUGGUCAAGAUCCCGACGCCGGCCCCUCAGUCAGCGCACGAGCGCUUCGCUAGCCAGCCCCAGUCGAGCGGCGCGUACCGCGUCCAGCAGGCUCCCCAACAGCAGCAGGCCCAGCCGCGCCCGAGACCGCAGGAGUACUCGCAGUACCAGUAA
Anopheles coustani is the source of this 780-nucleotide messenger RNA. It is a transcript of the gene Cpr66D, whose product is annotated as activating signal cointegrator 1 complex subunit 2 homolog. Gene Ontology annotation, cellular component: extracellular matrix. NCBI's taxonomy places the organism in Eukaryota, Metazoa, Arthropoda, Insecta, Diptera, Culicidae. The record is from RefSeq and is a predicted model, not a curated record. The transcript is spliced from 4 exons. The coding region runs from base 1 to 780 and encodes 259 amino acids.